Ilex paraguariensis (yerba mate) is the source of this 1624-nucleotide messenger RNA. Lineage: Eukaryota; Viridiplantae; Streptophyta; Magnoliopsida; Aquifoliales; Aquifoliaceae. The record is from the annotation of a GenBank genome assembly.
AUGUCUGCAAUGAUUCGAUCUCGCGUUGUCUCUAUUAUAUCGAAGAAAAAUCGUCCAUUUUGUUCGAGCGUACAUACGGAUCCUUCCAAAGGACCGGUCAUUUCUUCUUCUUCUUCUUCUUCUUCUUCUUCUUCUUCUUUGCUCAACAAUCAAGCUCCGCCACUACCCAAUUCUCCUCCGCCACCACCUCCCUCGACUGCAGCAGAGAAGAAACCAUGGAAUUUUCUUAAGUACAGUCUCCUCGCGGCACUGACCGGAGGCGUUUCUACCGCUAGUUACGCCACCUAUGCAUACAGUUUGGACGAAGUUGAUCAGAACACAAAGAGUUUGCGUGCAUCUGCAAAUUAUGAAAUAGAGGAUGAUGCAUCUGCUCUUGAUAAAUUUCAAGCUUUGCUGUACUCUGCUGUAAUGACAGGUGGAGGAGUGCACGUGCACGUGCACACGUGUUUUGGAACCAUUGCUGAUUUCCACUUGAUGGAGGUUUAUAUUUUAAACUGGGGUUGUUACGUGCCCGCUAAGUUGGUCGAACUUUACUUAGGUCUGAGGAGGUUAUCUGAAGAACAUGUCCGAGUGAGUAACUAUAACUUUUUCCUACCUGUCUACUUGUCAGGUUUUACUGAACCAACCUCAGAUAAGCUCCUGCCAGAUUUGCACCCCAUGGAGCAGCAUGUCUUUACACUUGUUCUAGACCUAAAUGAGACACUGGUAUACUCUGAUUGGAAGGUAAAGAGGCUACUAUGGACAGGUUGCUUCCGUGAAAGAGGCUGGCGAACAUUCAAAAGACCUGGUGUUGAUGCCUUUCUGGAGCAUCUAGCUCAAUUUUAUGAAAUCAUAGUAUUUUCUGACCAACUGCCCAUGUAUGUUGACCCUGUUGUUGAGAGAAUGGACACAAAGCAUGUUGUACGCUAUAGGCUAUCAAGGGGCGCGACAAGAUAUGCAGAUGGGAAGCAUUAUAGAGACCUCUCAAUGCUGAACAGAGAUCCCUCAAGGAUUCUCUAUGUGAGCGGUCAUGCACUAGAAAGUACCCUUCAACAAGAAAAUAGUGUACCAAUAAAGCCAUGGACUGGUGAAGCAGAUGAUACGGCACUUCUGGAUCUUAUUCCAUUUCUUGAAUAUGUUGCGCGUCAUAGGCCAGCUGAUAUCCGCCCUGUACUAGCUUCAUACCAGGGGCAUGAUAUUGGCAAGGAGUUCAUUGAACGCACUAAGGAGCAUCAGAGGCGAAUGCAAGAGCAAAAGCAGCAGGGCCGUCUCUGGCGACGCUGAGGCCAGUAAGAGGCCACUAAUAUUUGGAACUAGUUGAGAGGUAUUAUGAAUUUAAAGUCCUCUUUGAAUGAGGGAAGAGACAAAUUUAAGAGCCCUAAUCAAAUUACCUUAUGGUCCCGGGCCCCGAAAAGUUCGUGGCAUUUGUGUAGUAGGUUAUUUUGCCCCUUUUCUAGUAUUUUUCCAAAUUUUCAUAGUACUGAAUCAUUUGGAUUAGGAUCUUUUUUAGUAUAUUUUUUUUUUUGUGGUCUUUUUAAUUUAGGUGCAAAGAUUUUUGUUGGACGUCGUUGUUGGUAUAAUGAAAAGAGCCGGUGAAAAAGUCUUCGUCGUCGCCCAGGCGGCACGGGGCAUUCAUUUUUAUUAA